GCUCUGCAUGGGCCCGCUGCUCUCCGCAAAGCAUACCGGAAGUACGGAAUAGCUCCCAGCAGUUUCAACAUCGAUCUGGCAGACUUUAAACCCAUUACGACAACCCAUGCUGCUGCUGGGAGCGAGAUUGCAGAGCCUGAUCAGACUGGCGCUGUCAGUGCUACUUCCGUCGAGAACGAUGCCGAGUUCGUUUCGCCUGUUCUUAUUGGCGGCCAGAAGAUCGUCAUGACAUUUGACACUGGUUCUUCUGACUUUUGGGUGUUCGAUACGAAUCUCAAUGAAACCUUGACGGGACACACGGAGUACAACCCUUCGAACUCCUCGACCUUCAAGAAGAUGGACGGAUACACCUUCGAUGUCUCGUAUGGUGACGACUCGUACGCCUCUGGCCCCGUCGGAACGGAUACCGUCAACAUUGGCGGCGCCAUUGUCAAGGAGCAAGCCUUCGGUGUCCCCGACCAGGUAUCCCAGUCGUUCAUCGAGGACACGAACUCCAACGGCCUGGUCGGGUUGGGCUUUUCCUCCAUCAACACCAUCAAACCGGAGGCGCAAGACACGUUCUUCGCCAAUGUCGCACCAAGUCUGGACGAGCCCGUCAUGACCGCCUCGCUCAAGGCUGACGGAGUGGGCGAGUACGAGUUCGGCACGAUCGACAAAGACAAGUACCAGGGCAACAUUGCCAACAUCAGCGUGGACUCAUCGAACGGAUACUGGCAGUUCUCCACUCCCAAGUACUCCGUGGCAGACGGAGAGCUGAAGGACAUUGGAAGCUUGAACACCUCGAUCGCGGACACCGGUACCUCCCUUAUGCUGCUGGAUGAAGACGUGGUUACUGCCUACUAUGCGCAAGUUCCCAACUCGGUCUACGUGAGCAGUGCCGGUGGUUACAUCUACCCCUGCAACACCACUCUUCCCAGCUUCUCGCUUGUCCUCGGCGAGUCGAGCCUGGCCACGAUCCCCGGUAACCUGAUCAAUUUCUCCAAGGUUGGCACCAACACCACCACCGGACAGGCCUUGUGCUUUGGCGGCAUUCAAUCCAACGGAAACACCUCGCUGCAGAUUCUGGGCGAUAUUUUCCUGAAGGCCUUUUUCGUUGUCUUCGACAUGCGCGGCCCCUCGCUUGGUGUUGCCUCUCCCAAGAACUAG
Molecule: messenger RNA, 1146 nt
Organism: Aspergillus niger
Lineage: Eukaryota; Fungi; Ascomycota; Eurotiomycetes; Eurotiales; Aspergillaceae
Exons: 3
Biological process (GO): proteolysis
Molecular function (GO): aspartic-type endopeptidase activity
Source: RefSeq, a predicted model, not a curated record